CAACACCCAGUGGAAAAGGGAGGAAGUCAGGAAGCUGCUCACUUGUGACAGUCCCGUAUCAAAGAAAAGCACAGUAGAGAAAAAAGGCCGGACUUGAGCUUGUACCCUUGUCCUAAAAACUCUACCGACAUGUCGAAGAACACCGUGGCCGCCCGCUUCAGGCGAGUGGACGUGGACGAGUACGACGAGAACAAAUUUGUGGACGAGGAGGAAGGAGGGGAGAACCAGCUGGGUCCCGACGAGGCAGAGGUGGACUCCCUCAUCAGACAAGGAAAUCUCAUGCAGGCUUUACAAGCCGUCUUGAAGAACCCGCCAAUCAACACCAAGAACCAGAACGUCAAGGAUCGUGCUGAGGGUUUGGUGCUGAAGGUGCUCAGCGCCUUUAAGAGCAGCGACAUUGAGAAAGGGGUGCAGUCCCUCGACAAGAACGGCGUGGACCUGCUGAUGAAAUACAUCUACAAAGGCUUCGAGAGGCCAUCAGAAAACAGCAGCGCGGUCCUACUGCAGUGGCACGAAAAGGCUCUGGCAGCUGGAGGAGUGGGCAGCAUCGUCAGGGUACUAACGGCGAGGAAGACGGUCUAAAAGAGGAGCGGAGGAUCUCUGACGCAUACAGGAGACCAUGUAAUCAUAACAGAUGGCAGUGGGACGAAAAGGAAAAACUCAUUUAACCCAAUGUGAUCCUGCUGCGUUCAAAGUCAAAUCUGGGUCACAUUAGGUUUUAAAACUUGUGUUUUUCUUCUUUCUUCCCAUUCAUGAUCACGGCCGACUAAAUCAUGUUCCUCACGGGGUGCUACAGAGAGCGUCUCAUGUGCUGCUUCCUUCAUCUAAUUGCAGAAU
Anarrhichthys ocellatus (wolf-eel) is the source of this 837-nucleotide messenger RNA. It is a transcript of the gene arpc5b, whose product is annotated as actin related protein 2/3 complex, subunit 5B. The record is from RefSeq and is a predicted model, not a curated record. Lineage: Eukaryota; Metazoa; Chordata; Actinopteri; Perciformes; Anarhichadidae. Gene Ontology annotation, cellular component: Arp2/3 protein complex; actin cytoskeleton. Gene Ontology annotation, biological process: regulation of actin filament polymerization; Arp2/3 complex-mediated actin nucleation. The transcript is spliced from 4 exons. Bases 130 to 582 code for a protein of 150 amino acids.